Contarinia nasturtii (swede midge) is the source of this 839-nucleotide messenger RNA. RefSeq lists its product as uncharacterized. The transcript has 5 exons. NCBI's taxonomy places the organism in Eukaryota, Metazoa, Arthropoda, Insecta, Diptera, Cecidomyiidae. The coding region runs from base 171 to 671 and encodes 166 amino acids. The record is from RefSeq and is a predicted model, not a curated record.
ACGGCGAUAAACAAUAUUUGUAGUGUCUCUGAUUAAAUCUUGUAAUUUUUCCAACUUUUCCAAAAUAUUUUGUAGUUUUCUUGGCAUUUUCCUCCGAUUUCUAUCUUAAUCAAGUUUAAUGUGCUAAAAGUUACACCAAUUUGCUGUUAACCAACGUUUUGAAGAAAACAAUGAAAAUUCUUACAGUGAAGCAAUGCUGUUUUUGCGUCGAUUUAAAAAUUGCUGGCAUAACUUUGGGCGUGUUGGACAUUUUAUUGCAUUUCUAUUUGAUUUGUAUGGAAUAUUUUAAGGUUCAAAAUAUGUAUUAUUCAGAUCCAUAUUAUGAUCCACUUUGGGAAGGCAACGCCAAAGCUAAAUGGAUAAUUGCGUUGAAUUGUAUUGCUAUAUUCGUUGGGGCGUGUUGGAUUCGUGGGAUUUUUCAAGAGAAGCCGAGGUUAAUGCUGCCUACACUUUUUACAACAUCCGUUAUAAUUGCUUACCUCAUUUUCUCCUCGAUAGCCGCACUUUGUGCGUCAUCGCAAUUCGACGAAUACACAAUUUUUGAAAUUUUAGUUUUACUUUUGCUAUUUCAUUUUUGGUUGGUUCAAUAUUCUCUAUACAAAUCAAUAAAGGACAUUGACAAUAAUAAUCGAAGCCAGAGUAGGAAUGUGAAUGAAAAUGAAACUCCAUAAAUUUCGUUUGGAAGGACUUUGUGGGAACAGAGUGGUUUAUUUUUAAAGUAACGAUGAAAUACUUCUUUCUCUAAUUACUUACAAUUUUCAAUUUACUAAUAAAAUAUAACUUAUAUAAUAGCUUGAACAAAUUAAAAUUAUAAAUAAAGGUAUUGUUUAUUUUAUUAC